AUUCUGUCACCCCCCAGCCUCUCUGGGCCUUGGCCAGACUUGCCACCCCAUCUCUGACCUUCUGCUUCCAGGCCUAAUCAGGCCCCUCUUUCUUGGGCCAAUCUGCUCUUUUAAACACCUAACGUUACUAUGCUGUCCUUGUAUCAUUGUCCGAGACAGAAAUCCAUGCCACAGGUCUUUAUCAACGGAAGAUGAAGAUCUUAUGGGGAUCAAUGGUGUUGCUGGUUUGCAGUGUUUUGGCAGUAAAUGGGAACCUCUUUCAGUUCGGAAGAAUGAUCCAAAAGCUCACUGGGAAAACGUCUUUCCCCCACUACACCACGUACGGGUGUUACUGCGGGGUGGGUGGCCAAGGCAAACCGCGAGACGACACCGACCGCUGCUGCCUGGCCCACGACUGCUGCUACGAAAAGUUGAAGGACUGUAACGCCAACACCGACAUAUACAACUAUUCCAUCGACGAUGGAGUUAUUACUUGUGGUGAAGGAAGCAGCUGUGAAAAGCAGAUCUGUGAAUGUGACAAAACAGCAGCCCUCUGCCUGAAGGACCACCUGGACACUUACAAUGAGGAGUAUCGCUUUUACUUCGACAAGAACUGCAAGGAAGGGCCGAUGAAGUGCUGAGCUCAGCCCCUGCAGGCCCAAAGCUGCAUUGCAACUCCUCUUCAAAAAUAAAAAAAAUUAAGCUUGCA
This is a messenger RNA of Podarcis muralis (Common wall lizard), 688 nucleotides long. Lineage: Eukaryota; Metazoa; Chordata; Lepidosauria; Squamata; Lacertidae. The record is from RefSeq and is a predicted model, not a curated record.